AUGGCCGACAUGGAACAACUACUUGGUGAAGCUUGGAGCCCAAGUAAUUUUGAGGAUGCAGUCUCUUAUGAUGUUGAUCCGAUUGGUGAAACCCAAAUUAACUUUGAGAAUGAGGAAAAUACGAUGGCCGACAUGGAACAACUACUUGGUGAAGAUUGGAGCCCAAGUAACUUCGAGAAUGAGGAAAAUACGACGGCCAACAUGGAACAACUACUUGGUGAAGCUUGGAGCCCAAGUAACUUUGAGAAUGUGGUCUCUCAUGAUGUUGAUCCGAUUGGUGAAACCCAAAGUAGCCAAUUGUCUAACUGGUCCCAAGCGAUAUUAGAUCAGCUCCUGGUUGGUGUAUAA
Molecule: messenger RNA, 348 nt
Organism: Prunus armeniaca (apricot)
Lineage: Eukaryota; Viridiplantae; Streptophyta; Magnoliopsida; Rosales; Rosaceae
Source: the annotation of a GenBank genome assembly